AUGAUAUUUUCAAAUAUCAUAGUUUUGUUAGCUUUAGCUUUCCACGCAAUUGCAUAUGGCCCUGUCGUAGGCUCAAUUUCAAUUAAUGGCAAAGGCGAAGCAGUACAUUUUGGAGAAAUCGAGACUCAGGAAAUCAAAGCGUUACCCCUUGAAUCCACCAAAGAUGUUAUAGAAAUCAAAUUGAAAGAUAGUUCACUUCAAGGUCAACCCGAGCAGAUUUUGUUUACAUUGGCCGAUGCAAAGAAACCUUCAGUGGCAACCCAUUUUGUUCCCGUAGUAAAGGGAAAGAAUAUCAACUUGAGUAUCCCUGCUUCCUCCUUACCCGAUGUACUCAAAAUCAAGGACACGUUGGUAUUGAGCCUCAUAAUCGCCGACGGUAAACAAUCUACAAAGAAAGUGAACAAAAGAUUACUUGAAAUCAAGCCAUCUCGAGAGUUGAAAUCUACAAGUAAACAAGAAACAGUUCCAACAUUUGGUUUACAACCAGAAAUACAUCAUAUUUUCAAAGAAGACGAGCAAGGUGUAAACCCAGUGGUGCCAGUUGCAUUCAUCUUAGUGGCAGUAGCACUUCACUUGGCACUACUUGCAUCAUGGGUGGGGUUCAUCGGUGUUAAAGAUUUAUUCCGCACAUUGAAUACCACAUCAUCAAGUCAAUUGCUCCAAAAUAUUAGCUUUUUACUAUCACUUUUGGGCUUUGAAGUCAACUUUGUGAAAUACUACCUAGGCCAGUCUAUUUUCACCACCUUGUUCUAUGGUACAAUUUUGAGUAUCCCAAGCUUAUACUUUGGUCGCUCGGUUUUAAGGGCUUUAGCUAAAAAUCGCGCCUUGGGAAAACAAUAG
Messenger RNA from Lodderomyces elongisporus, 840 nucleotides. Its product is annotated as dolichyl-diphosphooligosaccharide-protein glycotransferase. Gene Ontology annotation, biological process: protein N-linked glycosylation. The transcript has a single exon. Gene Ontology annotation, cellular component: membrane; oligosaccharyltransferase complex. The coding region runs from base 1 to 840 and encodes 279 amino acids. Lineage: Eukaryota; Fungi; Ascomycota; Pichiomycetes; Serinales; Debaryomycetaceae. The record is from RefSeq and is a predicted model, not a curated record.